Physeter macrocephalus (sperm whale) is the source of this 634-nucleotide messenger RNA. It is a transcript of the gene ADM2, whose product is annotated as adrenomedullin 2. Gene Ontology annotation, biological process: regulation of systemic arterial blood pressure; adenylate cyclase-activating G protein-coupled receptor signaling pathway; positive regulation of heart rate. Bases 206 to 634 code for a protein of 142 amino acids. NCBI's taxonomy places the organism in Eukaryota, Metazoa, Chordata, Mammalia, Artiodactyla, Physeteridae. The transcript has 2 exons. The record is from RefSeq and is a predicted model, not a curated record.
CGCCAGCUGACCGAGGAGGUUCACGCACCACCUGCAGGAGAGUCGCCCGCCCGCUUCGUGCCGCUUCGUGUCGCUUCGUGUCGGAGACCCUCGCCGACCUACCGGCGCCAGCCCGCGCGCCCCGAGGUGCGGGCGGAAGCGGUGGCUCAGCCUACGGCCGCCCCCAACACCUGCCCGGCUCACUGCCCCCUCCGGCCCCGCCCUCAUGGCCCGGCUCUUGACGGUCACCCUCGGUUGCAUCAGCUUCCUCUACCUGCAGCUCCCAGGCGCGCUGUCCCUCAGCCUGGCCCGGAGCCGGCCGCCCGCGCGACCCAGGGAACCCCCAGCCCGGACUCCUUCCAGUGGCUUGCAGUCCCGGCACCCUGCAGCCCGGCCUGUGGUCUGGAAGCUGCACCAGGCCCUCCAGCCCCAGAGGAGUGCCAGCCUGGCCCCUGCUAUGGGUCAGCCUCUCCGGAAUGGCCCCCGCCGACACUUGGGUCCCCGCAGGCCCCGAGCCCAGCUCCUGCGUGUGGGCUGUGUGCUGGGCACCUGCCAGGUGCAGAACCUCAGCCACCGCCUGUGGCAGCUUGUCGGCUCAGCCGGCCCACACGACUCGGCCCCUGUGGACCCCAGCAGCCCUCACAGCUACGGCUGA